Messenger RNA from Myotis myotis, 3952 nucleotides. RefSeq names its product frizzled class receptor 1 (gene FZD1). NCBI's taxonomy places the organism in Eukaryota, Metazoa, Chordata, Mammalia, Chiroptera, Vespertilionidae. The transcript has 2 exons. Gene Ontology annotation, molecular function: Wnt receptor activity; Wnt-protein binding. Gene Ontology annotation, biological process: non-canonical Wnt signaling pathway; canonical Wnt signaling pathway. The record is from RefSeq and is a predicted model, not a curated record. Gene Ontology annotation, cellular component: plasma membrane. Bases 592 to 2523 code for a protein of 643 amino acids.
UUCACUGGGGGAAGAAGGCGGCGGGCGCCCUUUGCGCCGGGAAGCCGGAGCCACGAUUGGGCGACGGUCCCUGAGCCUCCAGGUCCGUGUCGGUUUCAAGGCUCCUCCCUCCUGGUGAAAGACAGACUGCGGGGCGCCUGGAAACCGGUCCGAGGGCGCGCGAGGGAGAGGAGAGCUAGCGAGUUGAGGGAUUGACACAAAUGGUCAGGCGGCGGCGGCGGAGAAGGAGGCGGAGGCGCUGGGGGGAGCCGAGGCCGCUGGGCUGCCGAGAGUUGCGCGCUCUACCCGGCCGCGGCCACUAGCGCGGCGCCGCCAGCCGGGAGCCAGCCAGCCGAGGGCCAGGAAGGCGGGACGCGACCCCGGCGCGCCCGAGCCACCCGGGCUCUCCCCGCCGCCCGCGCUUCAUGAAUCGCAAGUUUCCGCGGCGGCUGCGGGGCGCAGAGCGGGAGACGGGGGAGCGGGCCGAGCGCGGCUCGGGCUCGACGGAGGGCACCGGCGCGGAGGAGAUCUCCCCGGCCGCAGGGGGAGCCGCCGCCCGCCGCGCCAGCACCCACCCCAGCCGAGCGGCGCCAAGAAAGGAGCUGAAAAAGUAUGGCUGAGGAGGAGGCGCCUAAGAAGUCCCGGGCCGCCGGCGGCGGGAGCUGGGAACUUUGUGCCGGGGCGCUCCCGGCGGGGCCGGUGGCAGAGGGGAGCUGGGACUCUGGCCACCGCCGCCGCCCCCCAGCUGGCUCCGGGCGCUUGGCGCGCUGGCUACUGCUGCUGCUUUGGCUGCUGGAAGCUCCGCUGCUGCUUGGGGUCCGGGCGCAGGCGGCGGGCCAGGGGCCCGGGCCAGGUCAGCAGCCCCCGCCGCCGCCGCCUCAGCAGCAACAGAGCGGGCAGCAAUACAACGGCGAGCGGGGCAUCUCCAUCCCGGACCACGGCUACUGCCAGCCCAUCUCCAUCCCGCUGUGCACGGACAUCGCGUACAACCAGACCAUUAUGCCCAACCUGCUGGGCCACACGAACCAGGAGGACGCGGGCCUCGAGGUGCACCAGUUCUACCCGCUGGUGAAGGUGCAGUGCUCGGCCGAGCUCAAGUUCUUCUUGUGCUCCAUGUACGCGCCGGUGUGCACGGUGCUGGAGCAGGCGCUGCCGCCCUGCCGCUCCCUCUGCGAGCGCGCGCGCCAGGGCUGCGAGGCGCUCAUGAACAAGUUCGGCUUCCAGUGGCCGGACACGCUCAAGUGCGAGAAGUUCCCGGUGCACGGCGCGGGCGAGCUGUGCGUGGGCCAGAACACCUCGGACAAGGGCACGCCGACGCCCUCGCUGCUGCCCGAGUUCUGGACCAGCAACCCCCAGCACGGCGGUGGGGGGCACCGCGGCGGCUACCCGGGGGGCUCCGGCGCGUCGGAGCGCGGCAAGUUCUCCUGCCCGCGCGCCCUCAAGGUGCCUUCCUACCUCAACUACCACUUCCUGGGGGAGAAGGACUGCGGCGCGCCCUGCGAGCCGACCAAGGUGUACGGGCUCAUGUACUUCGGGCCCGAGGAGCUGCGCUUCUCGCGCACCUGGAUCGGCAUCUGGUCGGUGCUGUGCUGCGCCUCCACGCUCUUCACGGUGCUCACGUACCUGGUGGACAUGAGGCGCUUCAGCUACCCCGAGCGGCCCAUCAUCUUCCUGUCGGGCUGCUACACGGCCGUGGCCGUGGCCUACAUCGCCGGCUUCCUGCUGGAGGACCGGGUGGUGUGUAACGACAAGUUCUCCGAGGACGGGGCGCGCACCGUGGCGCAGGGCACCAAGAAAGAGGGCUGCACCAUCCUCUUCAUGAUGCUCUACUUCUUCAGCAUGGCCAGCUCCAUCUGGUGGGUGAUCCUGUCGCUCACCUGGUUCCUGGCGGCCGGCAUGAAGUGGGGCCACGAAGCCAUCGAGGCCAACUCGCAAUAUUUUCACCUGGCCGCCUGGGCCGUGCCGGCCAUCAAGACCAUCACCAUCCUGGCGCUGGGCCAGGUGGAUGGCGACGUGCUGAGCGGGGUGUGCUUCGUGGGGCUCAACAAUGUGGACGCGCUGCGGGGCUUCGUGCUGGCGCCUCUCUUCGUGUACCUGUUCAUCGGCACGUCCUUUCUGCUGGCCGGCUUCGUGUCGCUCUUCCGCAUUCGCACCAUCAUGAAGCACGAUGGCACCAAGACCGAGAAACUGGAGAAGCUCAUGGUGCGCAUCGGCGUCUUCAGUGUGCUUUACACGGUGCCGGCCACCAUCGUCAUCGCCUGCUACUUCUACGAGCAGGCCUUCCGGGACCAGUGGGAGCGCAGCUGGGUGGCCCAGAGCUGCAAGAGCUACGCCAUCCCCUGCCCCCAUCUCCAGGCCGGCGGAGGCCCCCCGCCAUACCCGCCCAUGAGCCCUGACUUCACAGUCUUCAUGAUUAAGUAUCUUAUGACGCUGAUCGUGGGCAUCACGUCAGGCUUCUGGAUCUGGUCUGGCAAGACCCUUAACUCCUGGAGGAAGUUUUACACGAGACUCACCAACAGCAAACAGGGGGAGACCACCGUCUGAGACCUGGGGGCUCGCUCAGCCCGUUCCCAGCCCUCGGCCCGGGCCCAGCUACCUUUCCAAAACCUUUCCCCAUGGAAUCCUGGCCAACCCUGGCUGCUCUAUGCUUCCUCACUUGACUAGACACUUUCGCAGGCUUCUUUUUAACACCAUAGCUCCUGCAAAAGCUUCCGUCCCUGGGGGCAAAGGAACUCCAGGGCCCAACUGCCUGAGGGGGGAUGGACCGACCUCUCCCCCUGGUACCUGGACUGUACGCUUUUAUGAUUGUAAAUAGCCUGUGUAAGAUUUUUGACUGCAGGACAUAAACUGAAUAUGAAAACUUGAAGGAGAUUUCAGUGUAAUGGACUUACUCAAAAUGAAGUGCUACUUUCUGAUUUUUUAACAAAUAAUAAUUAGACAUAUAUCAGAAACUUUAAAAUGUAAAAGUUGUACUUUGGACAUAUUAUGAUUCUUAUUCAGCAACACAUUCUGAGGGAGGAACCAUCCACAUCAUUAAUGACAACCUGGUAAGAGUCCCAGAGGUAAAGGAGGUGGAAUAAUUGAUGGGAUUAGCUCCUGAAAUUAACAAAAUAUGGGCAUGCAUGCUAAAGGGAAACUGUGCAGGUCUGCUGCAUUAAAUCCUGUAUGCUCCUUUUUGGAUUUACAGAAAUGUAUCAAAUGUAAAUCUUUCAAAGCCAUUUAAAAUAUUCACUUUAGUUCUCUGUGGAAAAGAUGAGACAAGCAAUCCUCCUGAUUGUAUUGUAAACUUUAAGAGUUUAUCAAAAUGCCGGUACUUAGGACCUAAAUUUAUGUCUGUCAUACCCUAAAAUGACAAUGGUGUUUGAAUUUGGUAUGCAUUUAUUCUGUUCACUAUCACAAAAUCAUCUAUAUUUAUAGAGGAAUAGAAGUUUAUAUAUAUAUAUAUAUAUUAUACCAUAUUUUUAAUUUCGCAAAUAAAAAAAUCAAAGUUUUGUACAAAAUUAUAUGGUUUUUGUGCCUGAAAAUAAUAGCGUUGAAACUGUCUAAACUACAAACUAUCUUUACAUUUUAUAGUGUCUCAUGGCCAGUCCCACAGUAUAUAAAUUCAGGAAUUCAAUGAAAAAGCCUAUCUUUAAACCUUCAUACCCAUCCUUCCAAAGACUUAUCAUACUUGCAUUGUGAUUGACAUUGUGAAGAAAAGAUCUGCUUGCAGGACAGUAACAAUAUAAAAGAGAAGUUUGAACAUUAUUUCUUUACUCAAAGAAAAUUAUUAAAAAGAGAACUCUAAUUUUAAUAUUAAACCUUUUUUUUGUUUCCAGGGGUAAGUUUACAUGAUUUUUUAUAAUAUGGAGGUUUAUUUUUAAAUCAUCAGCCAUCACCUUCAUCACAGUUUUUAUGAGGUAUUGUCUUAUAUUUUCCAUAAUCUUGUAUAUUCCAAAACCGUAAACAGGUAUUCAAUAAAUGGUUAACUGAC